AUGUCAAAUGAGCCCUCCUUAGAACAGAAUUUCCGCUAUCUCAUCUUUUGCUUCAGGUCCCGAUUGAAAUUGUGCAUCGAUGUGGAGCCCUUGUUGGGCUACCUAGACUUUCUGACUGCAGACGUGAAGGAACAGAUUCAGAGGACGAUACAAACGUCCGGGAACAUCCAAGCAGUUGAACUACUUUUGAAAAAUUUGGAGAAGGAGAAGUUCCCUGCCGGCUGGACUAGGACAUUUGUGAACUCCCUUCAGAGAUCAGGCAGCAGUUUAGCUGCUCUCUAUAUGAACCCUGACCUCACUGACUUGCCUUCGCCAUCAUUUGAGACAGCUCAUGAUGAGUGCCUUCACCUGCUGAAUCUCCUACAGCCCACUCUGGUGGACCAGCUUCUGGUUAAAGAUGUCUUGGAUCAAUGCGUGAUGACUGACUUGUUGACACUUGAAGACAGAAAUCGCAUUUCUGCUGCAGAAAACCAUGGCAAUGAAUCAGGUGUAAGAGAGCUACUGAGAAGGAUUGUACUGAAAGAAAACUGGUUUUCUACAUUUCUGAGGGUUCUGAAUCAAACAGGAAAUGAGAACCUCGCCAAAGAGUUAACAGGCUCUGAAAGCACUGCAGAUACUGAGGAUUUUUCACAAAGAGAUGGUGCUGAACCUAAAGAGCCACUUCUUUCUUCCACCGAUCACCUAAGUUCACAGAUAAUGGGCAGGGAAAUGGAAAAUAAUUCAUCAGAAUCAUCUUUUGCAGAUUCCUCUAUAGUUUCAGAAUCAGACACAAGUUUGGCAGAAGGAAGUGUCAGCUGCUUAGAUGAAAGUCUUGGACAUAACAGCAACAUGGGCAGUGAUUCAGACACCAUGGGAAGUGAUUCAGAUGAAGAGAAUGAAACAAAAAGAUCAUCCCCUGAACCAGAACUACAUCUCAGGUCUUACCAAAUGGAAGUUGCUAAGCCAGCCUUAGAAGGGAAGAAUAUCAUCAUAUGCCUUCCUACAGGGAGUGGGAAAACCAGAGUGGCUGUGUACAUUGCCAAGGACCACCUGGACAAGAAGAAAAAAGCAUCGGAACUUGGAAAAGUUAUGGUCCUUGUCAACAAGGUACCUUUAGUUGAACAACUCUUCCGCAAAGAGUUCAAACCAUUUUUGAAGAAAUGGUAUCCUGUUAUUGGAUUAAGUGGUGAUACCAAACUUAAAAUAACGUUUCCAGAAGUUGUCAAAUCCUAUGAUGUUAUUAUUAGUACAGCUCAAAUUCUUGAAAACUCCAUUUUAGACUCAGAAAAAGGAGAAGAUGCUGGUGUUAAGUUGUCAGACUUUUCCCUCAUCAUCAUCGAUGAAUGCCAUCACACCAACAAAGAAGCAGUGUAUAAUAACAUCAUGCAACGUUAUUUGAAACAGAAGUUGAAAAACAAGGCACUCCAGAAAGAAAACAAAAAAGAGAUCCCUCUACCUCAGAUACUAGGACUAACGGCUUCACCUGGAGUUGGAGGAGCAAGAAAGCAAGCCAAAGCUAAUGAACACAUUUUAAAAAUAUGUGCCAAUCUUGAUGCAUUUACCAUUAAAACUGUGCAAGAAAACCUUGGUGAACUCAGAAACCAAAUAAAAGAGCCAUGCAAGAAGUUUGAAAUUACAGAUAGCAGCAGAGAAAAUCCAUUUCAAGAGAAACUUCUAGAAAUAAUGACAAGUAUUCAAACCUUUUGCCAAAUGAAUCCAAUGCCAGAAUUUGGAACUCAACCCUAUGAACAAUGGACCAUUCAAGUAGAAAAAAAAGCUGCAAAAGAAGGAAAUCGCAAAGAACGUGUUUGUGCAGAACAUUUGAGGAAGUACAAUGAGGCCCUACAAAUUAAUGACACAAUCCGAAUGAUUGAUGCAUACAAUCACCUUGAAACUUUCUACAAAGAGGAGAAAGAAAAGAAGCUUGCAGUCUUAGAAGAUGAGAGUGAUGGAACUGGGUACAGUGAUGAUGAUGAUGGUGACAAAAAUGAGGAUGAUCAAAAGAAGUCUUUUAAGUUGGAUGAAACAGAUAGAUAUCUCUUUAAUUUAUUUUUUGAAAACAGGAGAAACCUGAAAAAACUGACUGAAAACCCAAAAUAUGAAAACGAAAAAUUGAUAAGAUUAAGAAACACCAUAAUGGAACAGUUUACUAAGACGGAGGGAUCAUCACGGGGAAUCAUUUUUACAAAAACAAGACAAAGUGCAUUUGCUCUUUCCCAGUGGCUUACUGAAAAUGAAAAAUUUGCAGAAGUAGGAGUCAAAGCCCACCAUCUGAUUGGAGCUGGACACAGUAGCGAGUUCAAGCCCAUGACACAGAAUGAACAAAAAGAAGUCAUUAGUAAAUUUCGCACUGGAAAAAUAAAUCUGCUUAUAGCUACCACAGUGGCAGAAGAAGGUCUGGAUAUCAAAGAAUGCAAUAUUGUGAUCCGCUAUGGUCUCGUCACAAAUGAAAUAGCCAUGGUCCAGGCCCGUGGUCGAGCAAGAGCUGAUGAAAGCACCUAUAUCCUAGUUGCUUCUUGUGGUUCAGGAGUUAUUGAACGUGAAAUAGUUAAUGAUUUCCGAGAAAAAAUGAUGUAUAAAGCAAUAGACCAUGUUCGAAAUAUGAAACCAGAGGAGUAUGCACAUAAGAUUUGGGAAUUACAGAUGCAAAGUAUAAUGGAAAAGAAAAUGAAGACCAAGAGAAGUAUCAUAAAGCAUUACAAGAAUAAUCCAUCAUUAAUAACUUUCCUCUGCAAAAACUGCAGUGUACUGGCCUGCUCUGGAGAAAGUAUUCAUGUCAUUGAGAAGAUGCAUCAUGUCAAUAUGACACCAGAAUUCAAGGACCUCUAUAUUGUGAGAGAAAACAAAGCACUGCAAAAACAGUCUGUGGACUAUCAAACAAAUGGAGAGAUUAUCUGCAAAUGUGGCCAAGCUUGGGGUACAAUGAUGGUGCACAGAGGUCUAGAUUUACCCUGUCUGAAAAUAAGGAAUUUUGUAGUUGUUUUCGAAAAUAAUUCACUAAAGAAACAGUACAAAAAAUGGGUAGAUUUACCUAUGAGAUUUCCUGACUUUGACUAUUCAGAAUAUUGUUUGUUCAGUGAUGAGGACUGAUUAUUUAAAAAUAUUAUCAACUUAAUAUUUAGUAUUAUUUUAAUUGAUGUUUUCAGUAUACUACAGAACUGAUGUAAGAAUGAAUAAAAUUGUUG
This is a messenger RNA of Chrysochloris asiatica (Cape golden mole), 3164 nucleotides long. RefSeq names its product interferon induced with helicase C domain 1 (gene IFIH1). Gene Ontology annotation, biological process: response to virus; innate immune response; positive regulation of interferon-beta production. The record is from RefSeq and is a predicted model, not a curated record. Gene Ontology annotation, cellular component: cytoplasm. Gene Ontology annotation, molecular function: zinc ion binding; ATP binding; single-stranded RNA binding. The transcript is spliced from 16 exons. NCBI's taxonomy places the organism in Eukaryota, Metazoa, Chordata, Mammalia, Afrosoricida, Chrysochloridae. Bases 1 to 3069 code for a protein of 1022 amino acids.